Molecule: messenger RNA, 2154 nt
Organism: Durusdinium trenchii
Lineage: Eukaryota; Dinophyceae; Suessiales; Symbiodiniaceae
Source: the annotation of a GenBank genome assembly
GGCACUGCGCUCACAAUGUCUUGCCAACUGUCGCGUUUUCAGUGCAAUUCUUCGUAAUUAAGCAACGCUAAGAAAACAUAAGGAGCACUGUUUCGAUAGCUGGCAUUCCUCCCGCUAUGGCGAAUGUUUUUGCCGUGCUGGCUGCUCACCAGCGGAGCUUGCACGAGUUGAUCGAUGCCCAGCACCAAGUUCUUCGGCAACAACUCGCCGAUGCAGGUUGGCUGAGGGAUAUUGAACUCGAUGGAGGUGCACAACUUGAAGGAAUCUCUGGUGGUCUUGCGCCGAAACUGGGCACUUCCCAGCAGUCUUUGCAGCCGACCUUGCCAGAUGACGUUGACCCGUUGCCGCCCAACACGCCCAAGUCGGCACUGCUCACUGCCAGCCCGUCUGCGUUUGUCCUGCUAACUUCUCAAGAUAGCCCGUCCGUGAACAGUGCGGGGUCUCACUUAGCACAGCCAGAGUUGACCUCCCAAGAAGUGGUGAAGAUUUUGAGCAAGACGGACGAGGAGGAGCAGGAGACCAGCCCCGGCAGCCAACCGCUGGGCAGUCACAGCUCUGCGAUGAUUGCACAGAGGGCCUUCAGCAAAAACGACAAGGUGAAAUUCAUCUAUAGGUUGGAUUGCUUGGCGGGGCUUUGUGUCCUCGUGAACUCGAUCUUCAUGGCCAUCGAAUUGGAGUUCGAAGGCCGCUUCAAUGGUCAGACCUUGAACCAAGGCCAUGCGCCGGUGGCCGAUCCUUCCUUCUUCUUUUCCGUUUCUGACAACAUUUUUGCCGUGCUGUACUUCUUGGAGCUUAUGGCGCGCAUCGCCGUGGAGAGGCGGAAGUUCUUCACCACCUUAGUGAAUUGGUUCGAUAUCUUCCUAGCAACCAUCACCUGCUUCGAUGUCUGGGUUUUAAGACCCAUGGCACUUUCAGGUGGAGCGACCGAUCAGAUGAUUCUGUUGCGCCUGGCGCGGGCGGUGAAAUCCAUGAGGGCCAUCCGCAUGGUGAGAACGUUAAGGCUCUUCCGAGGCUUGCGGGUCCUGGUCCAGGCAUGCUAUUCAUUUCUGCCAUCACUAUGUUGGUCCAUGGUUCUCCUGGGAAUUUUUAUGGUGAUGGGGGCCCUGAUGCUGGGGAACAUGCUGCAGGAAUUCAUCGCAGAUCAGGGACAGGACUUUGACACUCGCGAGUGGAUUUGGCAACAUUACGGCACAGCCCUGCGUGCGAUGUACACUCUCUAUGAGAUAACGUUUGCAGGGAAUUGGCCAACAUAUGCCAGACCCGUGAUCGACGGUGUGAGCAGCUACUUCGCGGUAUUUUUCCUGCUGUACAUAACACUCAUAGUGUUCGCGGUCAUACGAGUUAUCACAGCGAUCUUUUUGAAGGACACGCUGGAUGCUGCAAGCAAUGAUGCCGAGCAUUUGGUGGUUGAGAAGCUCCAGAAGAAGGCACAGUAUGUCAAGAAGCUGGAGAAGAUUUUUUGCGCCAUCGAUGAAGUCGGGAAUGGCACCUCGAACUGUUGGGCCGACCUGGAAGCCCGAGCCGGGCUCAGCAGAGGCAUGAUCACCCAACAGCGGAUGUCCGAGAUCCUCCAAGUACCCGAGGUGAAGGCCUACUUCCAGACGCUCGAGGUGGAUGUGCACGAAGGAGCUGCGUUGUUCCACAUUCUAGAUAAUGGGGAUGGCGAAGUAACGAGAGAAGAAUUCAUUGAUGGAAUCCUGAGAUGCAAAGGACCUGCUCGUGCUAUUGACCAAGUGGCGAUGCAAGCGGACCUGACGCACCUGCAUGACAAGUUGUCCGACAUUCUGAAGAUCCUGGAGGAGGUGCAUCAUACCAGAACUACUUCCAACUCCAGGCCGAAGCUCCUGCGACGGGGGUCGAUGGCCAACCACCUGCGACUCUUCCGAAUGGAUGCCGGCGAAGAGGUGCUUCAUGCGCAGGGCUCCAAUCGCAUUUGAGGCGUGGCGAGGACGCGCGGCGGCAGGGUGUGGCUGUGCAACUCGCCCCAUGACCUUCACUUCUGAGACAGUUUAUUUCUUUCGCCGUUGGAUGGGUGGUGUUAUAUCGUCGUGAAUUGAGUCGGUGAUCUUGGACUUGAUGGACAGGUCGCAUGUCACACCAAAGGUGUGACAUUGGCUUUGCCUCUGAGUGCUGUUGGGGCAGUUUUUGUCUAAC